Molecule: messenger RNA, 3135 nt
Organism: Exaiptasia diaphana
Lineage: Eukaryota; Metazoa; Cnidaria; Anthozoa; Actiniaria; Aiptasiidae
Product: vitamin K-dependent gamma-carboxylase
Exons: 8
Coding region: 824-2965 (713 amino acids)
Biological process (GO): peptidyl-glutamic acid carboxylation
Molecular function (GO): vitamin binding; gamma-glutamyl carboxylase activity
Source: RefSeq, a predicted model, not a curated record
UAAAUGUCAUGACGUCAUGUGUGACGCAAUGACACAGGGAUCCCAGUUGGAGUUGUCUGAUUUCCGGUUAGAAAGAAUAUCACAUGACAGGAAGGUUGCGGAUUGAACUUCCGGUGUUCCAAACGCGACAUGACACACAGAUAGAUUGGCAAAAAGGUAAAACUAAAGUCGGCCUAGCCUAUGGCUAGCCCGACUAAUAAAAAGAUUAUGCAUUAUGAUUAUCAAGGGAGAUUGCCGCAAAAACAAAGAAAUGUGGCUUUUAAUCCCAUCAAGGGAUUGAACGAAAGAUCUUGUGUUGUACUGUUUAAUUUGGUCAAGGAAAGUAAAAAAAACGAGUAAAAUAACCAAAACGGCAGCAAAGGACCCCAGAUGGCUAGAGGGGGAGGGUGAAGGCCUUUUGUUUUAUGCGCCUAAUGAUUAGCGAUGAGCCAAGAUGAGAUGAAAAUAACCUCUGAGCAGGAGCAGCCUUAGUCCAGAACUGAACCCGCUUUUCUCAAUAACUAUGUAUAAAAGCUAGGGAAUAUUACAUUAAUGCGCGCUCGAGUUCUCUCGAGUUCAAUGGGUUUUCUGUGUCUAGGACCCAGGCCUCUCCGCUAGUAUAACAUGGCAGCUGUUCUGGACAUUUGUCGUUUCUAGGUGAUCGACCUUAAAAACUUUAUGAAUCUUGAUGAAGAGCCAAUAGAAUGCAACCACAUCACUGAAUUCACGGAAAUGUACAAUUCAGUAAUAAUCUUAUGCUCCUACAAUGUAAUCACACGAACAAAACAAGUUUUAGCUUGAAGUUCAAAGACACGUGUAUCUGAUUCUAAGAUUCAUUCAGAAAAUGAAGACAAUCAAUUCACCAAAUAAUAUUCUGCACCAAAUCAUUAGCUAUCUGCUAACACCAUGUGAUCCUUCAAACUUAGGAGUAUUUCGAUUCUUCUUUGGUUUGCUGAUGGUCAUCGAUAUCCCACAAGAGAGAGGCUUUGCUCAUAUUGAUGAGAAGUGGGAAGAAGGCAUGUGCUACUUCACACUUUUCAACUUUUUAAAGCCGAUGUCCUAUGAGUGGAUGCAUGUGCUGUACACAGUGAUGUUUCUUGCAGCGUUCAGUGUCAUGAUUGGUUUUCUUUAUCGCAUCAGCUGUUUCACGCUAAUGACAUGUUAUUGGUACAUAUUCUUCCUGGACAAAGGAGUAUGGAACAACCAUUCAUAUUUGUAUGGUGUCAUCUCAGUGAUGCUGCUCAUGACUGACUGCAACCGUUACUGGUCUGUUGAUGGAUUGCUCUUUUCAAGUAUUCGAAAUAGUCACAUUCCAAAGUGGAAUUACUUUAUCUUUAAAUUUCAGGUUGUAUUGGUUUAUUUCUAUGCGGGAAUCAAGAAAUUGGAUCAUGAUUGGAUGACUGGAUAUUCCAUGACUGGAUUGGCAAACAAGUGGGUUUUCGAUCCCUUCCGCCCAUUCAUGUCCAAUGAAAACAUUGAUUUCUACCUUGUCCACAUUUCUGGUCUGUGUUACGAUCUCUUUGUUGGCUUUUUCUUACUUUUUGAGAAAACACGACUUGUUGGAGUCACAUUUUCUCUGAUGUUUCAUGGCAUGAAUUCCCAAAUGUUUUCCAUUGGCAUGUUUCCCUAUACAAUGAUGGCAUCCUUAACUUUGUUUUAUUCUGAAAAGUGGCCUAAAACGUUGCUGUCACGGUUUCCCGGGUGUUUUUCAUUUGCGAUGCCACUUCUAAGAGAAGCUCAAUCUAGUAGUCAYUGCGUUUACACUGAUGAAGCGGAAGUUACAGCGAAGAAGGAUAACGAAGAAACUACAACAAGAAAUACUGGAGCUAAGUCAUCGGGUAGUCAUGUGAAGUGGAGUCACAAGUUGAUGUUGAUGCUGUUUGGUUUCCAUGUUGCGAUUCAGUGCUUUCUUCCUUAUUCUCAUUUCCUAACCAAGGGCUACAAUGGAUGGACCGAGGGACUAUAUGGGUACUCGUGGGACAUGAUGGUCCAUAGCUGGAGCACACAGCAUAUCCGUGUCAAAGUAGUAGACCAAUCUGAUGGUAAAGAAGUAUUUAUACGACCUGGGGUAUUUAUUGCCGGUGGUAGAAGAUCUCACUCAAGGUGGAGUUCCCACCCUGACAUGAUUAAGCAAUACACAGCAUGCUUGGCUGAGAAAUUGAAAAACCACCAAGACAUUAACAUCAGUGAGCCAGCGAUAUACCUAGACAUAUGGCGAUCUCUAAAUCAACGAUUUCAACAGCGCUUUGUCGAUCCCAAUGUCAACCUCGUGGAAGCGCCUUGGUCACCGUUUGCGCAUUCUCCAUGGGUGUUGCCUUUGCUUACAGACUUGACGCCGUGGAGAGAAAAAAUGAAAGAGAUUGAACAGAAGAGAUUAAAUACAUCAAUGGGCAAUUUUACUGAGAUUGUAUUUGUUGCAGACUUUCCAGGUUUAAUGCUGGAGAAUUUCGUCAGCGAAGAACUGAACACGACAUUAACUGUUCUACAAGGUCGAGUAAAUGUAGAAGUCGAUAACGCAAACCAAACUCUUGGUGAAGGAGAGGAAAUCACAGUGCCGUCCAAUGCGUCACAUGUUGUGUACACAGUGUCUGAUACUCCAGCAUGUUGGAUGUAUGUGUAUCUCAAUACCACUGUAUUUAAUAAUGAAACACUAAGACAGUGGGUCAUGCAUCCUGAAACACGCCCAUCGUCUAGAGAAAAGGAACAACUAAAGAAGAAGUCUCUUUUUGACCGGUUUAUGGAAUUUAUGGUUAACAAAUAUAUGAUAUUUUACGUAACUUUUUGGAACUCGUACCACGCAAUUGGUCACUUAACUGUCGGGUUAGAAUAUCCGUGGGAACAUGCAGAGCAUAACGAGCAACCAGAUGAGAGUAGUUUACCAAGUGAAUCUGUGUCAGAAGGUCAAGACAUGGAGCACAGAACCGAAAACACUACAAUACAUGAACCAGAUUAUGUACAGAAGGAAACUCUUAAAAGCGAACUGUGAUCAUAUAAAAUACAGCUAAAUAUUAUGUAUAUAUGGAGAAAAAUAUUGAGUACUAGUGUAAUGUUAAAAGCAUGUUAUUAUUUCUGGAUACUGGAUUUUUUCAGGAUACUGUGUUUGCAACUAUGAAAUAAAAGUAAACCGACAGCUGAGCAGACGGUUGUCAGCAGGUA